Syngnathoides biaculeatus (alligator pipefish) is the source of this 1854-nucleotide messenger RNA. It is a transcript of the gene vax2, whose product is annotated as ventral anterior homeobox 2. Gene Ontology annotation, biological process: neuron differentiation; brain development; regulation of DNA-templated transcription. Gene Ontology annotation, molecular function: DNA binding; DNA-binding transcription factor activity, RNA polymerase II-specific. The transcript is spliced from 3 exons. Bases 278 to 1180 code for a protein of 300 amino acids. The record is from RefSeq and is a predicted model, not a curated record. Lineage: Eukaryota; Metazoa; Chordata; Actinopteri; Syngnathiformes; Syngnathidae.
CCUAACCACACCUCAACCCCACCUUUGCACCUUGCCCGUGGUUCCUUCUCCACAAGUCGGCUUCCGUAGUCCUUCGGGCUCGGCUCCCAGUUUAAACCGGACUUCCGCGUCAUGCCGGCGACACACCUGAGGUCCGAUCCGAUCGUGUUGGCAGGUGUUGCGUUUAGCCGAGCGGAGGCCAUGCCCCCCGCGCCCCUCCGCAAGGAGUAAGGAGAAGGAAGACCAAGGGAGGGGGGGGUUGGGGGGGGGGAGGAAGGAAGACGGGAGGGAGUCGCACAUGAUGUUCGAUCAGGCCGCAAUGGGCGAUGGGAGCCACCGCCGCUGCGGAGCCAGGCAGCCGCUGCGGGGUCCGGAUCGGCCGGACGCCAAGUGCCGCUCGCCGGCCCACAGCUCCUCGGACACCCCGGGGACGUCGUCGUCCUCCAGCGAGGACGGCCACGACAAACUUUUAGGAGUGGACCCCGAGUACUGCCGCAGGAUCCUGGUCAGGGACGCCAAAGGCACCAUCCGGGAGAUCGUCCUGCCCAAGGGGCUCGACCUGGACCGGCCCAAGCGAACCCGGACCUCCUUCACGGCGGAGCAACUGUACCGGCUGGAGGUGGAGUUCCAGCGGUGCCAGUACGUGGUCGGCCGAGAACGGACCGAGCUGGCCCGUCAGCUGAACCUGUCGGAGACCCAGGUAAAGGUGUGGUUCCAAAACCGCCGGACUAAACAGAAGAAGGACACCAGCAAGGAUUCGGACAAGCGGAUGUCCUCUUCCUCCGAGUCUUUAGCCACCUGCAACAUCCUCCGUCUCCUGGAGCAGGGACGCCUCCUGUCGGGCCCGGCGCCGCCCGCCCCGACCCCCCUCCUGGCUCCUCAGCAGCACCCCACCAACGGAUCUCUGCUGAGCAUCCCAGGAGGCGGCUCCUCCGCCUCCCCUGGGAUCGGCGGCGGCGGCGGUAGCGGCGCUCCCCCCGGGGCGCCGUUUGGGCUGCCCCUACCCACGUUGGGCAGCACCGCGGCUUCCCCUCGGCUGGCCGUCCCGCCGCCGCCCUCCCUGUGCUUCUCCGUCCCUCUCCUGGGCGCCGCUCACCACGAGCUGACCCCGGCCUACGGCUGCGGGUCUUCGGCCUUUGAGCCGUAUAUGAGGAUGGACCGGAAGGAGGCAGAUAUUGGCGGGAAGAAAACAGUUUCCUAAAAACGACUCCUGGGACACGAGGUGGAUUACGUGACUCAAAUAAUAGACUCUCCGUGCUGUUUUUAUAUGUGUGUGAGGUCAUUGUCUGAAUGAGAACCGGCAACAGCAUCAAGUGGUUUUUCGUGCUGUGAAAUUUGAGAAAAAACCACGGAGGCUGUGUUCGAAACCAUUUCCUAGUCCCCCGUGCCGUUUUGCGACCCACUCCGGUCGAGGGAGCAGUAUUUCGAAAUCGUCUCGCCUCAACUUCAAACGUCCGUGAGCCAAGCAGCUUAUGCUCACGAGGGUCACGGAAGCGGCGGAGUCCAUCCCGACAGACUCUGGGCGAGAGGUUCCGGUUACACCCCUAGAACUGGACGACCGUUCGCACUCACAAUCACGCCAACAGAGUCUUGAAUCCACCUGGCGACCAAAUUUUUGGGCAGGGAUUUGCGAGGAAACCAGGAAAAGCUACCUCGACAUGGGGGAGAACAUCCAGUGAAGAAAAUAAGUAUUUGAACACCCUGCUAUACAGCAAGUUCUCCCACUUAGAAAUCAGGGAGGGGUCUGAAAUUUGAAAUUUCUGGGAGAGAUCAUCUAAAAAGAAAAAUCCAGAAAUCACAAUAUAUGAUUUUUGAACGAUUUAUUUGUGUGAUACAGCUGCAAAUAAGUAUUUGAACACCUGACAAAACCAAUGU